GCUUCGGAGCAGAGCCUUUCUCUAAAAUGUGGUUAAUUCUCGUUUUUGUAGUAAUUUUUCUAAUUUGUCUCUAUUUGGAGACGCAAAGAAUUUCGUUAAAUAAUCGCUUUAAAAAUAUCUCUGGGCCGAAACAAAUUCCAGUUUUUGGGUCGCCUUAUUCCAUUCGAGUUAAUGAAACGAGUGAAUUUAAAGAAGUUUUUGAAGAAUUAUUUAUCGAUAAGGUCGUGAAAUUAAUUUUUGGCGGGAAAUUAUUGUUGUUGGUUUCCGAUCCAGUUGUGCUGUCGCAAGUGCUGCCAUCUAAAGCAUUUUUGGAUAGACCUUAUCCAUUUGAUUAUUUUGAGUUUCCCACAGCGAUGCUGAGUGCCAAAUAUCCCCUCUGGAGACCUUUAAGAAAGCAAACAAAUGUCUGCUUCAACCUACGAGCGAUCAGUUCAAUGUAUCCCGUCCUCAAUAAAUACGCAAAUCGUCUUCUAACUGACCUUGAGCCACAUAUCGACGGACCGACAUUCGAUAUCAAUCAGCUAACUUUACGCAUGGGCGGUGCCCAGGUAAUGGAAAACCUCAUGGGAAUCAGUGGCGAGGAAUUUGUGAUCGAUCCAUUUGCUUUUGACAAGAUGGAAGACAUCAUCAUGGGUCGCAUGUUCAACCCCUUGUAUCAGCUGUGGCCCAUUUAUCGUCUUUCGGAUUGGUAUAAAUCGAAAAAAAUCGCAAACGAAACAAUUCACAAGUUUUUCGGGAAAAUAAUCGACGUCAAAGGAACCCCCGCCGAAACAAGUAACGGAGCAAAAAUUUUCAUCGACGAAAUGUUGCGAUUCGAAAAUAACGGCAAAAAAUUGUAUGGCAAAGAUUUAUCAGAAACCGUUGGAUUAAUGUAUUUAGCGGCUUUUGAAACAUCAGCAUUGACGGUAUCUUAUGCGUGCCUCAUGAUGGCUCUUCAUCCAGAAUACGAUGCGAAAUUAGCUCAAGAAAUCCAGGAAAAUUAUCACGAAAAUGAAGAAAUUGACAGUGAAAUGUUGAAAAAGUUCCCGUAUUUGGACAUGGUGGUGAAAGAAACUCUUCGACAUUUCCCCUCAGUGCCGUUAACAGCGCGGCAAUGCAUGGAAGAUUGUCAAGUUGAUCCCUUGGGUGUCAUUCCGAAAGGUACUAUUUUGGUUUUCAACUUUUGGAAAUUGCAUCGCUGGCCCGAAUUCUGGGGACCUGAUGCGAAAAAAUUCAAUCCUGAUAAUUUUUUGCCGGAAAAUGUCGCUGCACGUCAUCCAUACGCCCACUUGCCCUUCAGCAGCGGUCCGCGAAAUUGCGUGGGCAUGAAUUACGCAUUAGCUAGCAUCAAAGUGGGUCUCAUUAAGGUCUUAGCUAAAUACAGAUUUACGUCAAAACUGAAGCUAGAAGAAUUUCAAUUCAAAGCUAGUAUCACGUUGAAGCUCGUUGGAGGACAUCAAGUACAAGUGCAUCGCAGAUAAAAAAAAUUAUGAUUUCUGCGAAAAGGAUCGAUUUUAAGAAUAAAUUAUUUUAUAACGCGUGAUAUAAAUUUUCUUUCUAGCAUAACGUAAUAGCUUUCCA
Messenger RNA from Culicoides brevitarsis, 1560 nucleotides. Its product is annotated as probable cytochrome P450 313a4. The transcript has 2 exons. Bases 27 to 1460 code for a protein of 477 amino acids. Lineage: Eukaryota; Metazoa; Arthropoda; Insecta; Diptera; Ceratopogonidae. Gene Ontology annotation, molecular function: iron ion binding; heme binding; oxidoreductase activity, acting on paired donors, with incorporation or reduction of molecular oxygen. The record is from RefSeq and is a predicted model, not a curated record.